Messenger RNA from Gamsiella multidivaricata, 483 nucleotides. RefSeq lists its product as uncharacterized. Lineage: Eukaryota; Fungi; Mortierellomycota; Mortierellomycetes; Mortierellales; Mortierellaceae. The transcript has a single exon. The coding region runs from base 239 to 460 and encodes 73 amino acids. The record is from RefSeq and is a predicted model, not a curated record.
GGAUGUUUUAUUGCCUGCUUUGUUUUUUCUACUUUACCUGCAUUAAUAUAGCCCAUGCGCAAUUCAGCUUCGCUCCCGAGUGCUUCGGUCGGUCCACGAAAAAGAGAUACUGGCAUGUUAUGAACAACAGCAUAGGAAGAAGUAAAGGAGUCAUGGAAUUACUGCCAUGUCAAACAGAGCAGCAUCGGGAUAGGAUCUGGGUUGAAAUCGCUACAUAACAAAAUGCUUGCUUGCUGCAAUGCAUCCCUUGUUCUCUGGUCGAGUCCUGCUAGGGCCAACGCUCUCUGCCGCUCUGUCCCAUAUGGUUCGAUGUUGUCCCUAUGUAAUAUCCUGCAAUGUUGAGGAUAUGAUAUUUCAAUUGCAUUCUAUUCAAUCGUUCCUGUUAGCGCGCACAGAUACACUUCUCCUGGUUCUUUCGACGCGACUCGUUGCAAAAAAAAAAAAGCAUUUAUACCGUUGACAUUUCAUUCAUCCCUCCCCCCA